GCGGAGCCAGAACGGCUCAGGGGGCGGGCGUUUGAAACCGGUGCUUCGGCGUGCACCCUCAGUUUCAUGUUGUGCGUUUGACAACCGAUUACUUAAAUCUCUUGCGUCUUUUCCUUUCCCGACCCCCUCCCAGCCUCUUCGCUGCGGUUCUGCGAGGACGGAUGGCGCCAGGGAGCCGGUCCGCGUCCCUCAAGCGUGAGAUCUGAGGAGAGCCUGCCACCUGACCGACCCAACGGCUCCUGCUCCUCAGUAGAGCCCGCAGCCUAGGGACUAGAGUUGUCACUUAAGUGGAUAUGAAGAAGGCGCAAAUAAGUACGGGGGCAGCCACGAGCUUUCUAAAGAUUUUGUUUUAGUCACUUCCCUGAAGACAUUCUUCUACACUCCAGUCUACACAAUCAGGUAGACAAGAAGAGCAAAAAACCGGGUCCCAACUGAGCAACGCAGCAGAGGCUGAAGCUGCCUUAGCCCACCGAGCCUGACAGCCAGAGUGCUGGCUCUUAGCUAGUCAGCAAGCCUAAGGAAAGCCAGUCCCAUCAUUUAUACAGAAGCUGGCCAGUAGAUUCUGCUACAUCACACCCACAACAAUUCAUUUGUUAAAAAAAUUCUACUUCCUCUGUGCAUAUAGAGGAGUUUGGUGUUUAAAUUGGAAGCUAUGCGGUCUAAGUCCAACUGUUCUCAGAAUCCAAAUUGCAGCAUAAUGAUAUUUCGUCCAACCAAGGAAGAGUUUAAUGAUUUUGACAAAUACAUCGCCUACAUGGAGUCCCAAGGGGCACAUCGAGCCGGCCUGGCCAAGGUCAUCCCGCCCAAGGAGUGGAGAGCCAGGCAGUCCUAUGAGGAUGUCUCAGAUCUCCUGAUAGCCACGCCCCUGCAGCAAGUGGUCUCUGGGCACGCGGGUGUGUUCACACAAUAUCAUAAGAAGAAGAAAGCCAUGACAGUGGGGCAGUACCGUCACCUAGCCAACAGUAAAAAAUACCGGACCCCACCACACCUGAAUUUUGAAGAGUUGGAGAGAAAAUACUGGAAAAAUCGCCUCUAUGGGUCACCAAUUUAUGGUGCCGAUGUCAGCGGCUCCCUGUUUGAUGGGAAGACUCAACAUUGGAAUGUGGGACACCUGGGAACAAUUCAGGACCUAUUGGAACAGGAAUGUGGCAUUGUGAUCGAGGGCGUCAACACGCCCUACCUGUACUUUGGCAUGUGGAAGACCGCGUUUGCGUGGCACACGGAGGACAUGGACCUGUACAGCAUCAACUACCUGCACUUUGGGCAGCCCAAGACGUGGUAUGCUGUGCCCCCUGAGCAUGGCCAGCGCCUGGAGCUCCUGGCCAGGGACCUCUUCCCUGCCAGCUCCCGGGGCUGCCAGGCCUUCCUGAGGCACAAGGUGGCGCUCAUCUCGCCCACCGUGCUCAGGGAGAAUGGCAUCCCCUUUGGCCGCAUGACCCAGGAGGCUGGCGAGUUCAUGGUCACUUUUCCCUAUGGCUACCACGCCGGCUUCAACCACGGCUUCAACUGUGCGGAGGCCAUCAACUUCGCCACCCCGCGGUGGAUCGACUACGGCAAGGUGGCGUCUCAGUGCAGCUGUGGGGAGGCUCGGGUGAGCUUCUCCAUGGACGCCUUUGUGCGCAUCCUACAGCCAGAGCGGUAUGAGCUGUGGAAACGGGGCAAAGAUCAGGCAGUUGUGGACCACACAGAGACUAUGGGGCCUACCACUCAGGGGCUCACCACCUGGAGGGUGAGCCAAGUACCAAAAAAACCUUGGGGCCUGAGGCAUCACCGGCUUCCCCAGGUGUCACGCUCUCCUCUGUCUAUAGCCACUGACAGUAAAAUUUCUUGCAACACCCGGGUGUGCCACACCUCCAGGCAACCAUCAGGUGCCAAACGUGAUGAGGUCCAGAAGCCUGACCCAGCCACAGCCCCACCACAUCCUCUGGGCCUAUCUUCUCCUAUGUCAACUGGAAGACGUGGUCUGGGUCGUCGCCCUUGUGAACUAGAAGUACAGGAAUCCACCAAUGCGGCUCCAGUCAAGAGGCGCCUGCCACCAGGACUGAGCCCGGAGCUUCAGUCCCAGUCCGCGCGUGGAGAUGUGAUAGAGAACUCUGGACUUGGGAGCCCUGGCCCACAGCAUCCUGUAACAGCUCUGAAGGAGAACUGACCUCUGACCCCUGAACCUGUGUGUGCCAAUAGCUCAUUGCCCUGCAGUAGGAAGCUCAAUAGAACCUUUGCCUCAGACCAUUGACUGAGUUUGCGGGACACUGGCCAUGGCUGAUGGAGCUCCUUGUCAGUUCUAACUACUAGACUCACACUGUACCUUCCACUCUCCGGAAUUGGCAAGCCUCAGGAUGCCAGUAACUCCUGGUCUACCACAGGAGGUAUCAUUGGCUAAUUUCAGCUUAGGCUGCUCAAAGCUGACCUCCCAUCCUCAGGGCCAUUGAAAAGGCUGAAAAUUCAAGUUUUCCUACUCCACAGCCAUUUCUUGCAAAAUGUCUAACUUUUUACUACUAGAUUAGCAGUCACGAAGGAAGUGUCAUACAAAAAUGUCCAAAGUUAUUUGAGAGUCACAGAUGACCUCUUAAAGUUGGUGUAUUGAAAUUUGUCUCACCAGUUUUCACAAAUAAAGGCAAAGCAGCCAAAUGUUAAAAUUA
Meriones unguiculatus (Mongolian gerbil) is the source of this 2639-nucleotide messenger RNA. RefSeq names its product lysine-specific demethylase 4D. The coding region runs from base 653 to 2149 and encodes 498 amino acids. Gene Ontology annotation, cellular component: nucleus. NCBI's taxonomy places the organism in Eukaryota, Metazoa, Chordata, Mammalia, Rodentia, Muridae. Gene Ontology annotation, molecular function: histone H3K9 demethylase activity. The transcript is spliced from 2 exons. Gene Ontology annotation, biological process: chromatin remodeling. The record is from RefSeq and is a predicted model, not a curated record.